CUUUUAGAGCCACCCAGCUCACGACCAAGGGCGGGCAGACGCGUGCUAGCUGUAUUGCAGGCGGAGCUGCUAGGGCCUGCCGCUGAUGCUUUUACUGCAGCGGGAGCGGUUGCCGCACGGUGGCGGCAAGACCAUGGCGAGGGCGCUGCGCUGCGCUGCAGCGGCGACGGCCAACACGGACGCCAACCCGGACUCCUCGAGCAAACGGCACAGCAGCUGGCUGGCGGAAGGCCCAUGGAAGAGGUCAUUGCCGGCUGGGGCAAUGCCAGCACUGGCUACGGAGGCUGUGUCAGCAGGUCAGGCAGGGGCCGAAACCAGGCGUUGCUGCAUCUGCUGGUGGACAAGUACGUGCACCUGAUGGUGUGUGUGGACGAGUAUUCAUAAACCAGCCAUCAUGGUCCAAGCGUGCCAACACUGCGGAACUGUGUGGCAAAGUCUGCCUCGAGUACGGCCAGUUCAGGGGGGCCAGGGCAAGUUUCGGAUUCAGGUUCAGCUGAUUCAGUCGGAAUAGAUGUAGUAGAGGGGCAACACCUACUCAAUGACAAGCAUGUGGCACACGCUGAUGAAGAUGCUGCUUGGUAGGGUGCGGCCUACGACCCUGAAUUGUGGUGGAGGCGAUAGAGGCAGCAGUGGCAGGGCCUGCUGGUGACUGCGGCCACAAUGCAGGGUCUCGCGGUAGUGGUAGCGGUGCAGGGCCUGGGUGGCGGCGUGCAUGUGCAUAGCGGAGGGGGUAGGCAAGCAAGGCCGUGCGCAGGAGGAGCACGAGCGCGGCGCCACCCAAAGAAGUGGUGCCGGCGCGCAGGUUGAGAUUUGCCGGUGCCUUGUUUGAGCCUAUGCUGGCGAGCAUGUCCUAGCAUGUACCGUAUGCGGUCGUCCUGUCAUUGGGUUUGGGGCCACGCACACUUCCACGGGGUGUAGACGUCUUUGGGGGCUUGGGGCAGUAGAUGCUGGGGGAGGGGUGGGGUCGUCUGUGAAGACGCCGCGGGGCCUGACGGCCAGUGCUCGUAUCUUCCAUCUACACUGUAGAAAUCUGCCCAAAAUCCGCCGAAGGCGGAGAAAAAUUUUUGGGUUUGGGUGCCACGCAUCUACGCAGUGUAGACAGUUUUGGCCGGUUUUGGCGCAAAAAUGGGGGAAGCGUAGACGUUUUGGGGGGCUUGGGGGCUUAAGUGUAGAUGCCGCGGUCAGGGUCAUCUACGCAUGUGUAGAUGCCGGGUGCCUGAGGGCAUCUACAAGAUACGAGCACUGCUGACGGCAUCUACGGUACGGGCACUGUCAGUCCUGUGCCAGCUGUGCUUGUGCUUGACAGCGGGACACGGCUGGACACAUGGCGGGCGGGGCCUGUACCAACCGACCCUGCUGGCUACGUCCGGGAGAUGAGGUAGUUGCGAAACCUU
Molecule: messenger RNA, 1394 nt
Organism: Chlamydomonas reinhardtii
Lineage: Eukaryota; Viridiplantae; Chlorophyta; Chlorophyceae; Chlamydomonadales; Chlamydomonadaceae
Exons: 3
Coding region: 86-358 (90 amino acids)
Source: RefSeq, a predicted model, not a curated record